Molecule: messenger RNA, 1110 nt
Organism: Fasciola hepatica (liver fluke)
Lineage: Eukaryota; Metazoa; Platyhelminthes; Trematoda; Plagiorchiida; Fasciolidae
Source: the annotation of a GenBank genome assembly
AUGUUUCAGAUCCGUGACAUUAUUCCAACUGACUUGGCCGAGGUGUACACGUUUACCAGAAUUCUUUAUCAGUACCAUAGCAAUGUAACUUCGGAAGGUCUACUGGGUGAUUCCGAGUUUAUUGAGAUUUUCACACAAGGAUAUCUGCACGGACUUUUAUUGACCACAAGUGAGACCGAUCCAUCACAAAAUAAUCAACAAAAGACUGUUCGAAAAUCCAGGAUGAUUGGUUUCAUGAUUUACCAUCCCACGGUAUCUACUGUACGCGGCCAAGGCAUUUAUCUUGGACAAUUUUUCUUGCUACCUGAAUUCCGACGACGUGGUCUGGGAAAAAGGAUGAUGUCCAGGCUUUGUCAGAUUGGUCUUUCAAACCGAAAAACCCAUAUCAAGUUGAUCUGUCAGGAGGGUCUUGAAGCAGAAAAAGUGUACGAAAAAUUGGGUUUUGUGAACAACACCAAACUCUCUCCGGGUUUGCGUCUUUUCCAGGCGUUUGGCAGAUCAGAUUGGUGCAAAAUGUUGGAUGAAGGCAAAAAGUUUGAGAAGAAUUUCAAUGAAAACGGCCAAUUUGAUCCGUUCAUGCAAUUAGUGAUUCAUUCGGAAGCGCUCAAUAAAUCUGACUGGCCUAGAUGGACCGCUUUAAAAGUUGCAUCUUUGAGUAACCAGAAUAAUCGUGGAAAACAUGUUACCCCACCAACACCUCAGCUUGUCCUUAUCACGGACAGAAAAUUGGGUGAAUCAGAGCAAUCUACGAGCACUGUAGAUGUGACAGACGGACAUAUGAUGUGCACUUUUACCGAACAGCUUCAGGUUUGCAGUUGGACUGGUCCACUGAUUCUUUUUUCCGAUUUUAUGGGAAACACCUCUGCGCUUCGACCAGAAUUGCUGUAUAAUCGAGUUCGUGAGUGGUUGAAAAUAGAGCCAAACUUACGCGGAGCCUAUUGGGAAGUUCCAUGUGGUACUGAAUGCAGGGAAGAACCGAGUACAACUCUGCUUACACGUUUUCUGAAUCAGCUUAAUGUGAUUGAUGGUUCGGAACAAGAAGGAUGGAAUAUAUGGUACUUGGGUGAAAGCGGAAUGCGCCAUUUAGCUGGUCUAUUUUCAACUGACUGA